GCUUUCCCGGGGCAGCGCGGAGGCCCCGCAGCCGGGCGGCACACAAAGCACCGCGGCCUCGCCACCGCCUCCCGCCGGGCGCCCUCCUCCCCGUUAACGAGUAACGACGCAGCCGGCGCCGGGAGCCGGCUCCCGCCGUGCGCGGUCGCCAGCGGCUCGGUGCCGCCGCUCCCCGCGCCGUCCCCCGCCCGGCGGGCCCGCCCCUCUCCCAGCCUCCUCCGCGGCCGCCCCCUCCCCGCGCCAGGCGGAGCUGGAGCUGGGAGCGACGUCGUUGCUUGCCGCCGCCGCCGCCUCUCCCCAGUGACCGGGGCACCGGCCCUGCCCGGCGGAACCUCUUCUCCGGCCGCCGCCCGACGCUUGGUCCCAGCCGUCGCCUCUGCUGGAGCCGGCGCUGCCCGUGAAGCAGCCAUGAGCUGGGGCACGGAGCUGUGGGAUCAAUUUGAUAACUUGGACAAGCAUACACAGUGGGGCAUUGACUUCUUGGAGAAAUAUGCAAAAUUUGUAAAAGAAAGGAUAGAAAUUGAGCAAAACUAUGCAAAACAACUGAGAAACCUGGUUAAGAAGUACUGUCCUAAACGUUCACCCAAAGAUGAGGAGCCCAGGUUUACUUCGUGUAUUGCCUUUUUUAACAUCCUUAAUGAGCUGAAUGACUAUGCAGGACAACGAGAAGUAGUUGCAGAAGAAAUGGGACACAGAGUGUACGGAGAAUUGAUGAGAUACUCUCAUGAUCUAAAAACGGAGAGAAAAAUGCAUCUUCAAGAAGGGCGAAAGGCUCAACAGUAUCUGGACAUGUGCUGGAAACAGAUGGAUAAUAGCAAAAAGAAAUUUGAGAGAGAAUGCAGAGAGGCAGAGAAGGCACAGCAAAGCUACGAAAGACUGGACAACGACACUAAUGCUACAAAGGCUGAUGUUGAGAAGGCUAAGCAGCAGUUAAACCUGCGCACGCAUAUGGCUGAUGAAAACAAAAAUGAAUAUGCUGCACAACUACAGAAUUUUAAUGGGGAACAGCACAAACACUACUACAUUGUCAUUCCUCAGAUUUAUAAGCAACUUCAAGAAAUGGAUGAAAGAAGGACUAUCAAACUCAGUGAAUGCUACAAAGGCUUUGCUGACUCUGAGCGCAAGGUUAUUCCAAUUAUCUCUAAAUGUUUAGAAGGGAUGAUCCUUGCAGCAAAAUCAGUUGAUGAACAUAGAGACUCUCAGCUAGUGAUAGACUGCUUCAAAUCCGGUUUUGAACCUCCUGGAGAUUUUCCAUUUGAAGAUUACAGUCAGAAUAUUUACAGAACUAUCUCUGAUGGAACCAUCAGUACACCAAAGCAGGAAGGAAUGAGAAUUGAUUCAAAAACUACAGUGGGCAAGGCUAAAGGAAAGCUGUGGCUGUUUGGAAAGAAGCCAAAGGGCCCUGCACUAGAAGACUUCAGCCAUCUCCCUCCGGAACAAAGACGCAAGAAACUGCAACAGAGAAUCGAUGAACUUAACAGAGAACUACAGAAGGAAACAGACCAAAAAGAUGCCCUCAUAAAGAUGAAGGAUGUUUAUGAAAAAAAUCCCCAGAUGGGUGAUCCAGGCAGUCUGCAACCAAAAUUAACUGAAACUAUGAGCAACAUGGACCGUCUUCGGAUGGAAAUACACAAGAAUGAGGCCUGGCUCUCUGAAGUUGAAGGUAAAGUAGCAGCCCGAAGCGACAGGCGGCACAGCAGUGACAUCAACCACCUUGUAACACAGGGCAGAGAGAGCCCCGAAGGGAGUUACACGGAUGAUGCAAACCAGGAAGUGCGAGGCCCGCCACAGCAACAUGCACAUCCCAAUGAGUUUGACGAUGAGUUUGAAGAUGACGAUCCAUUACCAGCUAUAGGACAUUGCAAGGCCAUAUAUCCGUUUGAUGGUCACAAUGAAGGCACUCUAGCAAUGAAAGAAGGAGAAAUUUUGUACAUCAUCGAGGAGGACAAAGGAGAUGGGUGGACGAGAGCUCGAAGACAUAACGGAGAGGAAGGCUAUGUGCCAACAUCAUAUAUAGAUGUAACGCUAGAGAAAAACAGCAAAGGUGCAGUAACCUAUAUCUAACAGUAAACUGGCAGCUUUCGGUUGUACAUUCCCCAGGGAAAAUAGCAGAAAAACCAGGAAGUUACACAGGUUCACGGAAAGCAUUAGAAUGUCAGAAGUCAGCAAUAGUCUGUUGUUUGCAAUGUGAGUUUGCUAUAGUUUUUUUCAGAGAUGGCCACAUUAAAUUAUGCAUCUGACACUGGUCUGUAAUUUUGACCAGUAUCUUCUUUGUUUAACUGAUCUAGGUGCUUCUGCUUUACAAAGCACUAAAUUCCAUUCAACUAUUAAACUGGAAAAGACCAAGAUUCUUGCUUGUUCUAUAGAAUACCUUGGUUUUAUAGAGAACUGAAAAAAAUACUUAGUUUUAGAGAUAAAUCUCUUAAGAUUUACUCUUCCCACUUUUAUGACUUAAACUACAUGCUUAAAACAGAGGGUUUUUUCCUCUAGUAACUAACUGAACUCAGUUACUGAAAAUUAUUAAUUUCCUUCCUUAGCAAAUACUUGGCAGCUUUCACUUCUUAAACAGGAAAAUGUUUUCUGAUUCUGAAAGCUCAACAAAAACACUCAGGAAAAAACAUUAUGAUUAAGGACAGAAAGUCUGCUGACCUGCCUCUCCUUCCUUUUUAGUACCUGUAAUGUAGAACGUUGUGUAUUGGACACAGCUUCGUCGUUUUGUUUUAACUCUAGGCACCCUGAACAAACAAAAAAAAGAGAUCACGUGCAAUGCUUGAUGUUUUACUGAGACCUGUGAAAAGGGAAUGAUUUCCGUAUUCUUAAUCUGUGCCUGUAAGCUAAGUCGUUGAAUUGCGUCAUGUUUAGUUUGAAAUCGAGGUCUUAAAUGUACAGUAAUUCCCCUCACUGUUAAAUCACUGAGGAUUGGAAGCUGUGUUGCACUACUUGAUGACUAGAAAAACAGCUGAUGUAAAAGUUGUGGCCCGUGUUUCUAAUGAGUUUGUGGAAUUAGGUACAAAGCUAAUGUACAGCCACCGAGAAUGGCCUGUUAGAACUGAGCACGCUUCUCUGUCUUCUAAAGGCCUUCAGUAACUUUGUUCUUUUCUUUUUCCUCUUGGACUGCAGGUUCCUGAAGCGGGUUUCUGAGAAAAUGGGCGAGAUCUUGAAGGAGGUUACAUGCAGCUGCUGGGGGGUGGGUGGGGGUGGGGUACUAGACGGGGAGGCCCAAGGGGAAAAGCUAGUUGCAUGAAUGCAUGCAGACAUACAUUUAGUCACUAACAUCUUAGCAUCUCCAUACAUAGGUAAAGAUGUAUUACAAAUUCUUCCAUUUGUGCAGGAAAAUAUAGAGUUCCAUUACCAGAGUUAAAAGGCUACUGCUCCUAAAAUUGCUUUGUUUUUAUUGUCCUAGGUUGUCCCAGAUGCACAAACUGGUUUUUAGCUUGUGCUGUGUUUUGGUUAUCCCAGUUACGCUCCUUUCCAACUCAUUUUAAUUGGCGGUCAUUUAGAACCAUGUGUCAGUUGUCAGUCUGCCUGUGCCACCUCCAUGCUCGCCGUUAACCUCCUGCAUGCCUAGGCCAGUCAGGCAUGUCUGCGUAACACUUUGCCAUCAUUGCUUGUCUUAUUUUGUAACAAAUCAUUUUCUUUAAGUAUCUUCAGCACUAGAGUUUCAUCCCAGUAUCCAUGUAUGCUGCUAUAACUAUACCACUGCAACCAUCAUUACAUUCCAGUUUUUGGCAUAACUGAUAAGAGACCGUAAUGUGUUUGUGUUGAUUUGGGGAAAUGAUCCAUCUCAGCUCUAGCCUACAAUGCAGUCGAGAGAAACUCCUAGAACUGUGGUCCAUCUUCGGCACUUCAGUAACCUGUCGGGAGCACUGAAAACCUGGAACAGAACCACCACCACAGAGAUUCACCACUGCAAGCUAAUGACUGUUUUCAGAAGUCAACCACUUGCCAUUCAAAUGCUGCCUUAAACUAGAGUGCCUAAACCUGUUGUUUGCCAACACUACCACUUACAGUAUCCCACAAAGGGCUUUGUGUCUCAGCUCUUUUCACAGCGCUGCAGCUGCUGAGGUAGCCACGGUAGGUGUUUUCUAGAGCUCUACUUUACUGGAUACAUGGUGCAUCGUGAAUUUUAUACAUUGAAACGUGUAUCUCUUCAUUUGACUUCAAUAUUUUUUUUAAAUAUUUUUAUGGAAACUGUCUUUUAGUUUUUCACUAUGAAGUUCCAAUUUUAAUUACUGCAGUGCUAGUCCAUUUCUGGGUGAUGCUUCAUUGUAUGGACCAGUUGAAAUUCAAGUGAUACUUCGUAAUGAUCUAUGUGCACUUUUACUUGUAAACAAUUGAAAUUUGCAUAUGUUUAUACGUGUAAAUAUAGUUGUCUGCAGUGCCCCUAUGGCUUAUGUUGUCUUGCCUCCCAUUUGUGGUCCUAUUAAUAAGUACAUCAUAUCUGAUUUAAUAGGGUGAUAAGAAUUAGACUGGAAAUGUUGGGGGGAGGGAUACUUGUAUCAAGCAAGCUUGUCAACCCAGCCACCUGCUGUUUGGGGAAAUGAAAUAAUAAUCAAAACAUCCUGUUUUUCUGGGGUCUGAAGCAAUAUUUGGAUGCAGCGGUGCUGGAUUCUUUUUCAUUUCAGUGUUAUUAGGAACUGUACUACAAGUAAAUCUGAAUUUGAGUGACUUGUGUAGAGGUUUAUUCCUUUUGUUAUGUAUACCACUAUUACACAGCUUGACCUAGUGUAUUAUGGGGGCUAUUAAACUCUAAAUUUUAGAUUUUUGGAGCUUGUAUACAGGGUUAUUUAUAUAAUAAUGUGACAUUACUCAAUACUGACAAAACUACUUAGGUAGUUUUUUGGGUUUGGGGUAUUUUGGGGGUUUGGUGGGCUUUUUUUUGUUGGGGGGGUUGGUUUUUUUUGGUUGUUUUUUUUUUUUUUUAUCUAGUGCUUUUUUAUUUUAAAAAGUUAGAGGAAAAGGAGGAAAUGUGAUCUGUGUAUUUUCUGCUAAAGGGCCUGCGGUUUGCCUGGCUAACAGCCUUGCAGGUCAGUAAUAACACUUCCUGGUAAAGGACUAAAUGUUCUUGUCACGCUACUGUUUUUGUUUUUCUGAAACCAGGAUUUGCUUCCUUUGGAGGCAGGUUGCUUUCAUGAGGGAUAGUGCAACUUGUAUGAGGGUUAUUAAACAUAGGAAAAAAACCAUUUGUACUUGCACAGCUAGUUAUAAGUCACUUAUUCUAAAAUUCUGAAUGUGAGUUGUCUUAAAGAAUCUUACAUUUUCCAGUAAUUUUUAAUCCUUUUUGUGCACAUGUUGAUUUCCUAAAUGUUAAAUGCUUUGUUUAAAGAUAGUGUUCUCUGUUGAGAAUAUUUUCCUGGAAUAAAAAAAAUCUUUUCAUGGUCUAAAUAA
Molecule: messenger RNA, 5388 nt
Organism: Falco peregrinus (peregrine falcon)
Lineage: Eukaryota; Metazoa; Chordata; Aves; Falconiformes; Falconidae
Gene: FNBP1L
Product: formin binding protein 1 like
Exons: 14
Coding region: 409-2064 (551 amino acids)
Biological process (GO): signal transduction
Molecular function (GO): protein binding
Source: RefSeq, a predicted model, not a curated record